Aphanomyces invadans is the source of this 2969-nucleotide messenger RNA. RefSeq lists its product as hypothetical. Bases 46 to 2109 code for a protein of 687 amino acids. The record is from RefSeq and is a predicted model, not a curated record. Lineage: Eukaryota; Oomycota; Saprolegniomycetes; Saprolegniales; Verrucalvaceae. The transcript is spliced from 7 exons.
AUCGCCCCUCAGUGCAAUUCCAAAACGCGACUGCGGCGGGUGAGCAUGCGAUUCGGAAUCUAUGCGGCGACGAGCCUCUUGGCCGGCGCGGGCCUCGUGGGUUAUACAUACUACACGCGUCAGCAGUUCUAUCCCACGGUGAUUUACCUGGUGACGUCGAAGGUUAGCGUCAUGGUCCUGUGCAACGUGGCAUUUGUGAUGACUGUCCUGUUUGGCCAAGUGUUCAAGCGGAUCUUCUUGGGUACCCUUCGAGAUGCCGAGAUGGAGAUGCUCUACGACCACGCACGGUUUGCAAUUGCAGAAACAUGCUUUACGCUGUCGGUAUUCCGCGAAGAAAUGUCUCUUCGAGUGCUUGGUCUGUUCACAAUCCUGCUCUUCCUGAAGACGUUUCACUGGUUGUGUCAAUGGCGUGGAGAACAUAUUGAGCAAUCCGAAGUCGUGUCUCGAAUCACCCACGUCCGACUGGUUCUACUCAUGGCUCUACUGGCUGCGGUGGACAUGAUUUUCGUGAUCGUGUCAGGGCUUCAAGUAGCUGAGCGUGGACCGUCCGUGUUGGUCCUGUUUGGCUUUGAGUUCUUGAUCCUGUUUGUGACCCUGGUGGCCGUAUUCUUGCGCUAUAUUCUGCAUCUGAUUGAUGCCCGUGUCGAAGGCACGUGGACGAACAAGUUUACCUAUGUGUUCUAUUUGGAACUGGUCACGGAAAUUGUCAAGCUUAUCGUGUAUCUGAUUUUCUUCAUGAUUAUCUUUACGUAUUACGGCAUGCCGCUGCACUUGCUUCGCGAUUUGUGGAUGUCGAUUCAGAACUUGCAACGACGCAUCGUCGCGUACUUUCGGUACCGUCGUAUCACAGCCAACAUGAACGAGAGGUUUCCAAACCCGACGGAAGAAGAAAUGAACGAAACCGAUCGCAUUUGCAUCAUUUGCCGCGAAGAAAUGACGCUCGAGACGGCCAAGAAGCUGCCAUGCACGCACAUUUUCCACUUGAAUUGCUUGCGUAUGUGGUUGCAGCGCCAGCAGUCUUGCCCGACAUGCCGCUCAAAUAUUCCUAUCGACGUGAAUUCCGCACGCCCUGAAGAUACUCCUGAGGCAAAUAUCCCCCCUCGUGGAGGAGUCAACCCACCCCCACCGCAAGGACAAGCUCAAGAGCAAAACAAUCCACCCCUUCAACCAGAAGCACCUGCACCCCAACAGCCCCAAGCGCAGCCGCCCCGUCGUGAAAAUCCCCAACGCAACCUCCCAGGGUUUGGGCAAUCACCUGCGCAGCUGCAACAAACUCCAGCUCCCGCUACGACUCCUGCUUCAUCCAUGCAACCGACCGCUCCUCCGCCUACACAAAGCCUUCCGCCAGCCGGAGCUCAUGCUCCACCACAUGGAACUCCACAGGCGCACUCCACGCAUCCAGGACUAGGUGUGCCCCCUUUUCCUGCCACCACAGCCCCAGUGUUCGGGGCGACACAUUUUGACCCUGCUGCAGCCGAUUCCAGUGCGCACUACAUUCAAUCGCUGCACUAUGCGCUUCAGUUGGAUCCGCGCUUUUUGCAGUACCAACUCGACAUGCUACAAGCGCAACUCCACGUCUUGCGAGCCACGUCGUUGGCUUUGCACAGUCAAUCCGGCUUUGCCCCGAUGCCGGGCUUUCCCGCAUCGGUUCCCACGGGUGCAGUUCCUCCGCCAUUUGGGGUUUUUCAACCUCCGUCCUCUUUAAACCAAGUUCCCGUCCCUGAAGCUGUACCGGCCUCUGCACCCCCUGCUCCCGUGGCUGCACCUCCCACUACCACCAAUUCAAUCUCUGUUCCGGCGGCUGCUCAAACUCCUACAUUGUCCCCAGUUCCUUCGACACCAGGGCAGGAAUUCCCUGUCCCAUCAACUCCCGCGCUUCCGCACGUACGUGAGCCCGAAGGGCAAGAUGUUACUGUACCGAGCACUCGAUUCAACCACCUUUCCACGGAGCAAGUUGCUGCGCAGGCGGACGUUGCAUCCGAAGUACCCCCCGCUCCAGUCGUUCCUCUCACGCCGGAGGAAAUCGAACGCGACCGCCGACGAGAGGAGCUGCGAAGGAUAUACGCGAAGCGAUAUGGCAAUUCUUCUGAAGCCGUCGACGAAGAAUAGCGGAGAUUGCAAUGCGCAGUGCAUCUGUGCUUGUAAGACGAAUGAGAAGGAAAUACUGGCAUUACAGGAUUAUAAGUUCGCUAUCUCAUCAACAAAGAGGGAAGCAUCAUCGGCAUGAAUCAUGGUUGGUCUCAUGCAGACGACGACUUGUUCAGUGGCCGGUUGCUCAGAAACGAGGAAUUCCAUCAAGAGAAACUCUCGACGAAAUGAAUCAUGUGCUUCCCUGGCACAAAUGCAGCAUCCAAUGAUAAGAAUAAAAUGUCAUAGUUCUCGAUCCGUCAUCGAGGCUACAGCAAGCCUCAAAGGCAAACCGCUUGAUAUUGUUGUUGGCCACAAGUAGCACUAACGCACCGAAGGAGUCGACGUGGAGGUUAGAGACUCUAGAAAAUGUAGCCGGCUCAUAUCAUACGCAAUCGAUCCCCUCAAUAAAUUUGGUCUCUUCAGAAGGAUUCAGCUAGAGCUAAUAACUGUGUGGAUCACUGGGGCAGAAGCAUCAUACAUAUCAAAACAUCGCAUUGCUCGGGAUGGAAAUUUUUGUCGACAUGGUUGGUUCAGUGUCUAACAUGUGUAAAAAAUUUGGAAUUCGUCGUUGCAACGCGCCACAUGCCAAGCAAGGCUCUCUCACACACAACAUGCACACCGUCGAAAGGGAUGUAGAAAUGCUGAUUAUCGACUCCCGUUUUCGCAAAACGCGACUAGGUAGCCAAUUGCCCAGCGCUUCUAGCCACUCCCCAGGAACUUCGCGAUGGGCUGAUGGACCCACCAUCCCUGGGGGAACCUGCUAUAUGCCAAGACAUCAUGGAAGACCCGAAACAAUAUGGACAAUUGAACGAGGGGCAAAAUUUGGCACGGCUGCGCGC